Messenger RNA from Symbiodinium natans, 1722 nucleotides. The record is from the annotation of a GenBank genome assembly. Lineage: Eukaryota; Dinophyceae; Suessiales; Symbiodiniaceae.
AUGCCAAAGCAUCAGAAAUCCGACCCCUUCCCGGUCUUCCGCGGGGAGCAGCCGGACGGAACAGAGGUGGCGAUCAAGGCCCUGGCAACUCCGAAAGAGUCGGGCUUCGAGGAAGAGGUGCGUGUCCUGAGUAUGUUCCGCCACCCAAACCUCGUCACCCUCAUGGGCUUCGCGCGAAAUGGCAACCAGCGCUUCCUCGUGUACGAGCUCAUGGAAGGGGGUGAUCUCUUCAACCGCCUCUACAACUCGCGAAAGGGCCGACAGGACUUCCUUUGGCGAGACCGGCUCUGCGUGGCGUUCGAUGCAGCCUGUGGUUUGUCGCAUUUGCACUUCCAGACGCCCAAGGUCUUUCACCGAGACAUCAAGUCCAUGAAUAUCCUGCUCUCCCGAUCUGGCACCGCCAAAGUGGCAGACUUCGGCUUGGCCUCCAUCUCCAAGAAGCGAGGGGCGCAUCGCCCGGGGAGCUUGGCAGGGACUCCAGGCUACAUGUGCCCGAUCUACGAGAAGACUUGCGUAAUCACGGAGCGCUCCGAGGUGCGUCAGCUUGAAAUUGGAGAUGAUGCCCUUCCCGGAGAUUCACUUUCUGCUUUCCUCCUCGUGUUCCUCCUCGUGGUUGCGGAGAAGGAACGGCGCUACUUUCUGAACCGCACCGCGCCCAUGGUGGAACUGCCAGUGCCGUCGCCGAGCCAUGAGGUGAUGGUUGAGGCAGGUCGCCAAUUCCGGGCGCUUCGUCGGAGCCUAAUUCAGAUGGUCAUGGAUGUUUGUGGUGUGUUGGGCAUUCUGGUGCUGACUGCAUACACCGUCCGCAUCAUCCUGCUGGGCAGGGACAGCCUGUCUUGUGGUGAAAUGAGCCACGUGGUUCUGCUGGUUCUGUGGUUGCUGACGUGUUCAGCUUUCCACACAGGAGUUUUAACUUAUGGCGAAGGCCAGAUCAUCUUCCUCAUGUAUGUUUUCAACCUUCUCACCCUCGGAAUGACGGUUUACAUCGAUGAGGUUGCGAAGCCAAUGUUGGAGCCCAUGAUUCUGGUGGGCCGAAUUGUUGGCUCGCUUGUUUUUCUUGACUGGCGGCACGCGAUUUGCUGCAAUUGUCUCUUCGCAGCGCGGCGAUUCCAGCAGCGGGCGCACGAGGACUUCGCACAGCUCGCGAACAGCUUCGUCUCUGAAUUCUGUGUUUGCACGCUCAUCCUGAUCGUUCCAUGGGCCCUGCAAGUCUUGAUGCAGAAGUGGAUUAGUAUCAUCGUGGCAGCCUCCGAUUUGGACAUGGCCCUACGAGCGGCCAAAGCCGUCAUCGCCAGCAGCUGUGAUGCUGAGGCAGAGAUGACCAGCGACCUUCGCUUGCACCAGGUGUCCUUUAAGUUGGCUCACAUGCUUGGCCAGCAGCCGAGCGAGCUCGAGGGAAAGCACUUCUCAAAAAUGCUGCAAGAGGAGAGCCGCCAGCGCUUCGAGGCCUGCUGUCAGGCCGCGAGGGCGCAGGCGGAAAGGACUUCCCAGCCUGCAGCUUCAUCCGUCAUUGUCACUGUGAAUGCCCGGAGUGCCAGAAAGGACGUGGAAGUUCGAAUAUGCAACCUCUCCCCGCUGAGUCAAGGUGGAGGCAGGUACAUCGCAGCUCUCUUGGAGGUGGGUAACAGCCCAGAAGAAGCUCCUGACGUGCUGCAAGAAGACGAAGCAGGCAAACGCGGCUAUUUCCUGGUUGUGUUUGAGUUUUCUGUUCGACCCAUAUGA